Aedes albopictus (Asian tiger mosquito) is the source of this 713-nucleotide messenger RNA. It is a transcript of the gene Mettl5, whose product is annotated as rRNA N6-adenosine-methyltransferase Mettl5. Gene Ontology annotation, molecular function: rRNA (adenine-N6-)-methyltransferase activity; nucleic acid binding; rRNA (adenine-N6,N6-)-dimethyltransferase activity. Lineage: Eukaryota; Metazoa; Arthropoda; Insecta; Diptera; Culicidae. Bases 1 to 636 code for a protein of 211 amino acids. Gene Ontology annotation, biological process: rRNA methylation. The record is from RefSeq and is a predicted model, not a curated record. The transcript has 3 exons.
AUGGCCUGUCUGAAGUUGAAGAAGUUUGAGGAGUUCCUGCAAACGGUCGAUGGCUUCGAGAAUCCCAAGGUGACGCUGGAGCAGUACGUGACCCCGUCGCACAUUGCCAGCCAUAUGCUGUACACGAUUCAGAGCAACUACGAUGAUCUGGAGAACAAGUUGGUGCUGGACCUGGGAUGUGGAGCAGGAAUGCUGAGCGUCGGCGCGGCGUUGCUGGGUGCGGCUCACGUGGUGGGAGUCGAAAUCGACCCGGAUGCAAUAGAGAUCUUCAAAAGCAAUGUCGAAGGUUUCGAGCUGGACAAUGUUGAUUGCGUACAGUGGGAUGUGCUGGCCUUGGAAGACAUUGAUUUUGACCUCAAGUUUGAUACGGUGCUUAUGAACCCGCCCUUUGGCACGAAGCAGAACAGUGGCAUCGAUAUGCGAUUCCUACGCAUCGGACUAGCCCUUACGGACCGUACUGUCUAUUCCCUGCACAAAACAUCUACCAGGGAGCAUAUAAAGAAAAAAGCUAUUGAGUGGAAAGUCAAAGGUACCGUUGUUGCCGAACUUAAGUAUAAUCUUCCUCAAACUUAUAAAUUUCACAAGAGAUCCACUGUCGAUAUCGCCGUAGAUUUAUGGCGUUUUGAAAAACGAUAGCAAUUUAUGGCAUUUCUAACACAGUUGCUUAAAAGAUCUAAUUAUGUACCUACUAAUAAAACUAGUGGACAUACUAA